Panonychus citri (citrus red mite) is the source of this 1855-nucleotide messenger RNA. RefSeq names its product protein unc-119-like (gene unc-119). Lineage: Eukaryota; Metazoa; Arthropoda; Arachnida; Trombidiformes; Tetranychidae. The record is from RefSeq and is a predicted model, not a curated record. The transcript is spliced from 4 exons. Gene Ontology annotation, biological process: nervous system development; lipoprotein transport; cilium assembly. Gene Ontology annotation, molecular function: lipid binding. Gene Ontology annotation, cellular component: cilium. The coding region runs from base 597 to 1313 and encodes 238 amino acids.
GCCUUUUCUUCAAUUCUUUUUCUUCGCUGUCUACUAUUUUUACCUCGAUUCCUUCUCUCUGUCUAUUUAUGUCACUGUGAAUAUUCAUUCAAUCUUCUCGUUCCUUUCAUGUUGUUUCUUUUUCUUAGAUUUUCACCUUUAUCUUCAUCAUCAUUCUGAUCUUCCCAUUUGGUAUUUGUUUUUUCUUCUGUUUUUCUUUACCUGUUCUCGGAUAAAUAUUAUCUCCAUCUUCAGCCAAUCCUCUCUUUCUUUUAUUUUCUGUCAUUUUCUCUCUCACUCACUCAAUCUCUAACUCUCUUCUUAAUCUUCUUAUCCAAAUUUUAAUCUUUCGAUUGAUCAUAAUCAUGAUAAUUGAUCUUUUUGUUAUUCUAUCUUAAACAUCAUCAUCAUCAUCAUCAUCAUCUUUACCUUCAUCGAAUCACGAAUCAAGAUCCAGUCUCAAACAAACAUACAACUAUUAUCGUCAUCAAUCUUACCUCAAUAUUUAUCUUCUGUUAUGAUUGUUACUCUACCUCUGUGACAUCAGUGUGUUUGUUAUCAUCAUCAUCAGUCGAUAAAAGGAUAAUACAAAAUAUAAAAUAGAUUCUUUAUCAAGUAUGAGUUCUAUCAUGAAAUCCUCGAGCUUUGGAAUAAAUCCUAAAAAGAAACUCUCUACCUUUGGUCGAAGGUUAAAACAAGAAAUAACCACUUCAGGUUCAUCAACUGAUCCCGAUGUUGUUGCAAUUAACAACAACUAUGAACAAGAAUUAAUGAUGAAAGAAACAGUUUCACCAGAUGAUGUGAUUAAAUUGGACAAGAUAACCGAAGGUUACCUGUGUCCUCUUGAAGCCAAUACGUACGACAUUGAUUUCACCCGAUUUAAAAUUCGUGACAUGGAAUCAGGAAAAAUAUUAUUCGAAAUAUCAAAACCAUCCGAUUUGGUCGAUGAAAGUUCACCCGAAGACUCAGAUGAAUCAAAUGAUGGUAGAUUUGUCCGUUAUCAGUUCAACUCUCAAUUUCUUAAACUCAAAACCGUUGGAGCUACAGUUGAAUUCACUGUUGGUGAUAAACCAGUCAACAAUUUUCGUAUGAUCGAGAAACAUUUUUUUCGAGACAUUUCAUUGAAAACUUUCGACUUCGAGUUUGGUUUCUGUAUACCAAAUAGUAAGAACUCCUGUGAACAUAUAUACGAAUUUCCGACCUUACCUGUUGAUCUUUGUGAAGAAAUGAUCAGGAAUCCAUAUGAAACUCGAUCUGAUAGUUUCUACUUUGUCGAUAAUAAGUUAAUCAUGCACAAUAAAGCUGAUUAUGCUUAUACCGAAACGACUGAUUGAGGAAUUAACAAUCAUUCAAUCACAAUUUAAAAGAUUAUCCAUCGAGGAGCGAUUUUGAAAACAAUUCAACACAAUCAAUUGGGUCUUGAAUUAAUCACUAAUCAUUAACCAGUCAUCCAAAAAUAUUAGAUCAUCAAAUUAAACGAAACGCUUGUAAAUGUCAAUCAAUUGUUUUGAUUGUGUUUUUUAUAUAUCAAAUUAUAUAUAAAACAAAGUGAUUUAAUACCGAUCAAAACUGAAUAGACAAUUUUAAUUGUAAUUCUGGUUAAUUGAUUAACAAUAAUCACAAGGUUGUAAGAAAAACCAAAACCAAAACCAAAAUCAAUUAUCUUGAUUAUUAGAAAGUGAGAUGAUAAUCAUAUUUUGUAACAUGUUAAUUAAUUAACAACUUAAAUCAAAUGUAAUAGUAAUGAAAACAUGCUCAAUGUAAUCAGAAUUUGAUUGUAUUAAUAUUUACAAUUACCUCUGAUUAUCAGUCAUAUUGUUCAUCAAAUUGUUCCCAGUGGAUUAAUUAAAAUCACAAAUAGAUUAACAUUUAUUAA